AGUUGUCUUGGUGGCAAUUUCACUCAAAAUUGAGUGAAUUUUACACGAUUUUUUUAGAAUAAAUAUGUAUCUUUGCCUUAGCGAGUAAUGCAUCAAAGUCCAAAACCCGUCAAAAAGAAAUGCAGGCAAGUCCAUAAUGCAUCAAAAAGAAAUCAAUCUAAGUCACCUAUUUUAUACGGGACUUGGCUUCGAAGAUCGCCUGAAGAGAGUUGCAUUGACUUGGGCCAAUUAAUUUUAAAAGUCUCAACCUAAUCAGUGAGUUGCACUUCACACCAUCGCAUUUUCAGUUAGGUGCCCAUCUCACUUCUGCUGGUCAACCACUGGAACGAUUUUAUCAACCUUCGAAUUUGUCGUCUAUUUUCACACGAAAUUUGAACUCAAAAAGUCCAAAGCGUUUUCGCUGGGCAGACGAACAUGACAGUACCGUAAGCCCUGGCUCGGAUUCACUUGAAUCCGAAUUUGAGAAACUAUGGAUUCGGAUUCCAAAGUAUCGAAUCACAAAAAUAAGGAUUCGGUGCCAGAUUCGAGAUUCGAAUCCGGAUUCGGAUCCAUACGGAGCACUAGUCACAGCGUGACAAAAUUUCAUUUACAUGGAAAUAUUGUUACAUCUAGGGGCUACAAUUGAAAAAUGCAACGAUUGCAUGUAGUGGGUUUGUUUGGUCGGGGCACACAUACCCAGUCUUCCUAGUACGUAUAUAUGUUGUUUAUAAAAUACAUAUCCGAUACACACAUGUACCUUACUAGGAUUAUUUUCCAUCCUCGUUGAAGAAUAUUAUGAAAACGAAGAAUAAUAUGCGUACCAAAGGCCCAACUUCAUAACAAUGGGAGCAGGGAAACUCAACCUUUUUCAUCCGUCCUUGGCCCAAAAGGUAACAAGAAACGAACCCAAGAAAGGGACCAGGCUCCAUGUCUCCUAUUUCACCCUCAUCCUUAGACUAAAAUCCUUAAGGUUUAAUAAAUUAACAUACAACCAUAUCUAGUCGCUAUUCAUCCAAGAAAAAGACCAAGUUCCUUUAAAUUCUCUUCACUGUAACCCUCAUCUUUAGUCGCAUUUCUUGUCUGGCAGAGAAAUAAUAGAUAUUUUAAAGGCCUACACUCUUCUAACAAUUUGUCCAAGAUAAGCCGAAAGGCAUGGAGGAUUUGAUAACUAAAAAAUGGGUUUAUGCAGUUCUCACAAUCACCUGCAUCCUGAAUAAGGCUGAUUGUCUACAAACCUUAAUGGGUGAAACGAACGUGAAGAUGGAGGAGGGUGAGAUUUACGACUAUGCUCGCUUCUCCGCUUAUCUACUAGUGAUUGUCGUGCACGUUGUUUUGCUCUUGGCGAUUUGGGGUUAUCAGAUUUACGAGGACGUCGAAGACGCUCCAAUUCUGGAAAGUUGCAGCCAAGAAUCGGGAUUCCCGGCGGUCAAAAAUUUGCCUGGAAUGAGAAUCUCUAGAGGAGAUAGAAAAAAUGAGGACGAUGCGUUUGUCUCGAAAUGUGCGAAAUGUACGAGUUGGAUUUCUUGUACCGAUUGGGCACGUCGUGUUCGAGAUCCUACUUCUUUAACGGAGCAAGCUUAUCACAUGGCUUGUUUCUGUUGCGAGGCUUGCAAACAGAUAGUCUCAACUGGAGAGGAAUUUGGUUUUCACAAGUCGAAACUACUUUGCAAAACUCACUUUGAGGCAGCGACCCAAGCUCUGGGGGAAUAUCAGGGUGGAACGCUAACAGGGCAACAGUUGACGAUUUUGCAAGCAAAUUUUUUACUAGAUUCGAAUCCAGACGACCAGGAUUUGGAGAGAAUAUCAAAAAUUGCGGGAAUAUCGAAACUCAAGACGCACGUUUGGUUUCAGGAUUCGAGGACGAGACAAAAAAUAUAAAUAUUUAAAUAAGAACACUAAGAAAAAGCAUGUUCUGACAGAUUAUUCCCUGGUUUCCCGAGUAUCAGAUUUUUUUUCUGUAUAAUUUAAUGGAAUAUGUUGCGCAUGUAUUCCAUUAUUAUUUUAAUAUAAAAUUGUAUAUCCAAUUGACGAUUUGUUUUUUCAGCAUAAAUUUAUCUGCAUGAAAUUAAUAUCAAGACGAAUAAACAACAAGAUUAUUUAGACAAAGACGA
Folsomia candida is the source of this 2090-nucleotide messenger RNA. Its product is annotated as LIM/homeobox protein Awh. Bases 1132 to 1857 code for a protein of 241 amino acids. The transcript is spliced from 4 exons. Gene Ontology annotation, molecular function: RNA polymerase II transcription regulatory region sequence-specific DNA binding; DNA-binding transcription factor activity, RNA polymerase II-specific. Gene Ontology annotation, cellular component: nucleus. The record is from RefSeq and is a predicted model, not a curated record. Gene Ontology annotation, biological process: neuron differentiation; regulation of transcription by RNA polymerase II. Lineage: Eukaryota; Metazoa; Arthropoda; Collembola; Entomobryomorpha; Isotomidae.